AUGUCGACAGUCGGAGCCGUGCGAGGCCCGGCGUUCCUCACUCGUUCCCUGGUGUUCACUCCCUCCCAUAUCAACUACCGUGCGGGCAAAUCCUCUCGUCGUGAUCCAGCCCUUGCUUACCGUGUCUUUCUAGACCUGCACCGGAACAUCCGAAGAAGUCUCAAUCCGUACAAGACGCAUGCACGCCGAUCGCUCCAUUCUUCAGCACGGUCUGCAUCCUCUACAUCUUCCUCCUCAUCUGCGAUCCCACAUAUCUCGUUACACAUCGCCGCGUCGUCGAGCGGCAAGGGGCGGAAAUACAAGCCGGAACUGAACACGGUUGACUACCAACCCAGCAAUAUCGAGGCCCUGGGCCUGCAACGCGGCACGACGCUCGACGAAAGAAGGUCCGGCCGGCCGGACAGCGGGCAAGACGCGUAUUUUGUGGCGCGCGUAGGCCAGGAUCCAGACACCACGGCCUUUGCGAUCGCGGAUGGCGUGGGAGGAUGGAGCGAUCAUGGGAUCGACCCGGCCGACUUCUCGCACGGCCUGUGCAGCUACAUGGCGGAAACGGCGCUGUCGUGGCCCCACGACGAGAAACUCUCCCCGCAGCGGCUGCUGGAGAUAGGGUACGAGAAGACCAUCGAGGACCCGACCAUCCUGGCUGGGGGCACCACCGCCUGCGUCGCGAUCACGCAGGGUGACGGGAGGAUGCGGAUCGCAAACCUGGGCGACUCGGGCUUUCUACAGCUCCGUCUGGGGACGGUGCACCACUCGUCGACUCCACAGACGCAUGCCUUCAACACGCCAUACCAGCUGAGCCUGACUCCGCCGGAGAUGCUCGCGCAGGCCCUGAUCUUCGGCGGCGUGCCUCUGAACGAUAAGCCCGACCGCGCCGAUCUCGCCGACCACAUGCUUCGCCAUGGCGACGUGCUGGUGCUCGCCACAGAUGGAGUUUGGGACAACCUCAAUUCGCAGGACGUCCUGUCCAUCGUGUCCAACACCAUGCGGACGGCGGGUGCGUGGCUCAGAACCCCCGAACAAGGUUACACGGUCUCCCCUGUCCUCUCCGAGCUGGUGGACAAGUCAGCCGCCACGCAGAAGCACAAGCUGCCUGGGUCGUUGCAGAGUGUCCUUGCAGCGGCGAUAGUCGGUGAAGCCAAGACAGCCAGUCACAAUGCCAAGCGAGACGGCCCGUUCGCCAAAGAAGUGCAGAAGAAUUUCCCCUAUGAUCCGUGGCAUGGCGGCAAAGUGGAUGAUAUUUCCGUCUUGGUCGUGAUCCCGGUUGACGUGGCCAUGGCGAAAGAGAAUGAGCAGAUCAGAGCCAAGUUGUGA
Messenger RNA from Capronia coronata CBS 617.96, 1314 nucleotides. RefSeq lists its product as uncharacterized. The transcript has a single exon. Bases 1 to 1314 code for a protein of 437 amino acids. The record is from RefSeq and is a predicted model, not a curated record. Lineage: Eukaryota; Fungi; Ascomycota; Eurotiomycetes; Chaetothyriales; Herpotrichiellaceae.